Messenger RNA from Drosophila ficusphila, 998 nucleotides. RefSeq lists its product as uncharacterized. The record is from RefSeq and is a predicted model, not a curated record. Lineage: Eukaryota; Metazoa; Arthropoda; Insecta; Diptera; Drosophilidae. The transcript is spliced from 2 exons. The coding region runs from base 59 to 865 and encodes 268 amino acids.
GCUAUUCGAUAGCAUUAAUGUAUUAAUGUAUUUUACUUGUCGUUAAUUAUUUACUAAAAUGCCAAACGGUGCUGUGGAAACGGACGAUAAUAAACUGAACAAACGACAAGGGCGCGCGAGAAGAAAGCAGACAAUUUGGACGAAGGAGAAGAUUGCCAAGCUUAUUGAGCUGUAUCGCUCGUCGGAUUGUUUAUGGAACCAUUAUUCCGAGUUGUAUAAAAACAAGGACUGUCGUGCAAAAGCCAUCGAAUCCAUUUGUGCGGAUCUUGGGAUAACAAAAAGCGAGUAUGGCAAAAAAGUGCACAACCUGCGUAAUCAAUUCAAUUCGGAACUCAAAAAACUGGAGCGACGUCUUGAGGAAUCUGGAGGUUCUUCGGCCGAGAAGACCUGUCGAUGGGAGCACUUCAAAACCCUCAUGUUUUUGCGUUCCGUUAUUGAACCCCGACCAGGAUACCAGCAGGGGACCCAAUGCAAGAAACUUAUGACAAGUCUGAAGUUUAACUACCCUGAAAAGGAUGCAGAAAACCAGAGUCGAAUUGACGGUCAGACAAUAGACAGCUUGGAAUCAAUGAUUGGCGAAGGUGUAGAACUAAAUAGCGAAGUUCCAAGGACCACCGCCGACCAGCGACCAGAGCUGCCUUCCAAACCGUCUAUACCACCUCGAUUAGCAAAGGCACCCACAGCUUUAGCUCCUGUCCAUGUCCCAUGUCGGGAUCAGUGGGACGCCUUUGGAGAAUUAAUAGCCAGUGAAUUCCGAAACCUAAACUCUGAAAAUUCACGCAAAAGGCUGAAACGAAAAAUAAUGCAUGUUAUGCUAGAAGUCGGGGAAGAGGAUGAUCUGGAUCAAUCAAGUGCAAUCAGUUGAUUUAAGAAUUAAUGUAGUCGAUACUCGUUAUAAAAUUUAUUUUUAAGAUCACUAAAAAAGCCUUGAGAAAUAGAUGCUUUGUAUAUACAUUUUAAGCAUCAUUCGAAAUAAAACAGAAAUCAUGCUAUUGGCA